AUGAAUAUCAAGAUUGACAUUACCCAGUUUCGUGUCGAUCAAUCGCAACUUAAAAUCGUCAAAGAACUUAGAAACUGCAAGUUUGGAUCAGCAACUCUUGCAGAAAACGUCCUUACAGGCCAACUUUCAAUUAUUAACCACGUUCCUUUCAGUAUGAAUGUCCUUAAACUCGGACGGAUGGUUCAUCUUGCUUUUCUUCCUUACCAAGGAGUAAUUCUUCAAACAGAUACGACACAAUUCGCUCUUGUCGAAGCUGCCACAAAUUUGACUUUAACAGAGUUCAUUAAGACACUAGAUCCAUCUGAUCCAGCAAAGGAUGCUAAAUUGCAUAACAUUGCAUUUGGAAUUGCAUCAGGAAUGAAGUAUGCAAAUGAGGAAGGAUAUUUCCAUGGCGAUUUGACAACAGAUAACAUCUACAUAUCAGAAGACUUCACACCACUUAUCCACAGUGUCGGACUUGCUAAAUUGUACGGUCUUCAACGAGCUAAUGAUGUUAAAUCGUACGGAAUCAUUCUUGAAACACUUUUCAAAGGUGGAAACUACACAUUCGAGAAUGAUCUUGCACAGAAGAUCAAAGAUGGCAUAGUAAACACAUUCACCGAAAUUUGUGAUUUAUUAUACCAAAAUUACAGCAGCAAUUACAUUUCUAAGCUUACGCAUUUCGACAAUGCACGCAACAUCUCCGAUGGAACACAGUUCUUCAGCAAAUGUGACUUCCUUUUUCUUGCAAUUCGAAACAUCGGAACAUCACCAGCUGUUGCAAUUUCUAAUGCAUACUUAUUGUUAUGCGGCAAAGAUCCAGUUCCUGUUCCUCCUGUCAAUCCAUCUGUUAUUGGAAUCCAUUCAGACAACGACCUCCAGAAGUUGAUUUGCAACUUCAAAGAUUUCAAAAUCGUUAGAGAACUUAAACUUGGAUUUGGAAUAUCAUAUGUUUGUGAGAAGAAAGGAAAGCAAUAUCUUCUUUCUACAGUUCCAUACAACAUCCAGUUCAAGAAACGCUUUGACUUAUUACAUCCAGCAUUAUCAAAUGUCUGUGGUAUCAUUCUUUCCGACAAAGACCAUCCAUUCUUCAUUGUCGAAGAUUACGGCAGCGAAAUCCCAUCUAAUUUGAUUGGUGAAUCAUUAUUAGCCACAGCAGCCGCUCUCUCUUACUGCCAUUCAGUCGGAAUCCAUCACGGUCAACUUCGUCCUGACUGCAUCACAAAGGUUAAAGACUUCGUCCAUUUGUCAUUAGUCGGUGUUUCAGAAUCAUUUGGUCACAAAGUCACAGAUUACGAUGAUGUUUAUUCGUUUGGCCAAUUAGGCUUACAGUUAUACAAGGACUGUUCACCAGAAGUCAAAUCUCUCUUCGAAGAAUGCAUUAAAAACAAGUCUAUGACUAUGAAAACAGUAUUCGAUCGUUUAUCAGUUUCACAGAUUUCAGAUGACUACUGCCACAUGCUUUCACAGUUUGAGAGCAGACGACAACGUGCUAUCUCUGGUGACCGAUUUGCUAUUGAAGAUAUCAAGACACACAUGAAAUUGACAUCCAAUGGAGAUGUUCCUCUUCUUCCAGAAAUCAAAGAAAGCGGUAUCGAUGUCUGUCCUCCUCUUUACAUUGCAGCCAUGAACAACAACGUCCGUGACAUCAAGAGACUUAUCAAAAGUGGUGCAAAUCCAAACGCAACAGCAGUCGAUGGCUCAACAGCACUUCAUGCAGCAGUCUUGAGAGGAAACAUCGAAUCAAUCCGAGUUCUUCGAAAUUAUUGUGAUCGUUCAUCGAAAGACAUCCUGGGAAGAAGUCCACACGAUGUUGCUGGUCCAAACGAAAAACGUGCACUUCUUAAACAAAUUGACGGCAUGACAGGCCUCCUUCUUCGCAGUUUGGUUUGUCUUCUCAGCAAACCAUUUUAA
Molecule: messenger RNA, 1893 nt
Organism: Trichomonas vaginalis G3
Lineage: Eukaryota; Parabasalia; Trichomonadida; Trichomonadidae
Product: protein kinase-like (PK-like) family
Exons: 1
Coding region: 1-1893 (630 amino acids)
Biological process (GO): protein phosphorylation
Molecular function (GO): protein binding; protein kinase activity
Source: RefSeq, a predicted model, not a curated record